UUCACCUUCAACACAACCUCGGUGCCCAUAGAAGGAGGCGAAACCCGUACAACUCGUCGCUCAACGCUUGCACAUACCGGUUUCCUCCUUUUCCUCGCCGUCUUAACAACGGGAAUCUUUGGCCUCACAGCAUGGUAUGCCAAUGCUGCGUUCUCAAGCCAGUUAACAAACAAUGCAACAAAUACUUUGCAUGCGAUAUUCAAUAUUGAGGUUGGCUCCGUAAUUGCCGUUCUUCGAAUCUUACAAGGCCUACUUGCAACAUUGACAACGGUAGCUUUAUCUAAUGCAUUUGGACCCAUACAAUGGGCUCUUAUCAGUGAUGGUAAAAGCAUAAAAUGCCCCCAACUCCUUGGGAUUUCGCCUGCAACUGGGGCCAUGGGAGUACUUGGCUUGUUAGUCGAUACCCAGUCAAGAGCUGUUGAGCGCAGUUGGGCAUUUCUGAGGAUUUUUAUUAUCGUUGCCAGUUGGCUUACAGGAAUCUUGUUGUUUCUCAAGACAGAAUUAAUAAUAGAAUACGAUCCCGUGCAUACUUACGAAGUCACAGCCGGAGUUGGUGCUUUUAAUGGCUCCUAUGUCCACUCGUUUCUGGAGGGCCUUCAGAGCAGUCAACCGGGAUAUGUGCAUACAAUUGCGCCGUUCAUCUUGAUGGCCAUGUCUUACAACCUUGUCGGGAAUCCAAUGCAAGCAACUAUUGCCGAGUCUAUUAACAAGUCCUGUGGAAGUACAGAUAGUCCAUGUGACUCGGAUCUCUUCACUGGUGGCCUCUCGAUGACGACUCCCUGGCCACCAAUGGGCUAUUCUUCGUACCCUUUAAUAAAUAUCUAUAACUUGCCAGCGACUCAAAUUGAGUUUACACGGGGUAUCAAGAAUAGUCACUCCUUCUCAAAUAGUGAGUGUGCGGUGUAUGGAUCUGCUGGGGUUUUAGUUGGAGUUCGAUUGUCUGGUAUGAAAUUCCCUUCAUUAGCUCGAAGGAAAAUACUAAAGUUUCUAGGAAUCUACGUAUGCACAAAUGGCACCAACGGUGGCGAGUGUAUUGAUUCUGGUUCGUCUCCGAAUCUGACCACAACCUUCUCGGUAUUCAGUCGCAAAGCUAGUAUAGUAACUUCCCGCCUAAACUACACUAUCAGGUCAGUCCUUGAUGUCGGAGAACCAACUAUAAACGGCAAUCUUGAUCUUCCAUCAUACCGCCUCGCUAUGGGCUGGCUCCUCGAUUUCAACGCCUCUGGCAUCCCAGCUCCAUCUUCCAUUGCCGGAGUCUUCUGGACUUCUACAGAUCAGCUCAGUAGCAGUUAUUGGUCAAACGAGCUUUAUAACGUUCUGCAAAGUUUACUUGCCUUCCCCAUCUAGCAGUUCAACUCAAACAAUUUCGGAAACACCCAGCUUAAGGCAACAUAAAUAGUUUCCGGCUUACCUCCCGAGUUUUAUACGACCGCAUCAAUUACCAAGCCUUAUACGAGGAUUGUAAUAAAUCAUUAUAUGUUCAUGACUUUUUUGGUUCUUGAAAGUGCCAUGUUGGCUUUGGCUCUGGGCUUCACAAAGACGAUUACCUAAAAUAUCAUCAUAUCCGUUAAUUGAUUUUGCUUUCAAGUCA
Messenger RNA from Hyaloscypha bicolor E, 1591 nucleotides. RefSeq lists its product as uncharacterized. The record is from RefSeq and is a predicted model, not a curated record. The annotation marks the transcript as partial. The transcript has 4 exons. Lineage: Eukaryota; Fungi; Ascomycota; Leotiomycetes; Helotiales; Hyaloscyphaceae.